Messenger RNA from Aspergillus niger, 396 nucleotides. RefSeq lists its product as hypothetical. The record is from RefSeq and is a predicted model, not a curated record. Lineage: Eukaryota; Fungi; Ascomycota; Eurotiomycetes; Eurotiales; Aspergillaceae. The transcript is spliced from 4 exons. Bases 1 to 396 code for a protein of 131 amino acids.
AUGGUGAUGGUUAAAAACAUGGUCGCAAAGCUGCCAGGUUCUUCGCUAGACAGCAAAGACCGGUUUGGCGAGCUAAGUCUCCCCAUUAUGCGUAGUCCGGGUCCGAUAUCUGGUCUAGAGGGCUUGAUAGGCAUGCGCUCAGGUACAAUAUCGCCAGACCGAACACAGGGCUCAGCUGGCUUGGUCCACCCUGCCUCGUGCCCAAAGCGCAGUGGAGAUUGGCAAGCUGAUACCGCGCGGCACUGGUUAAAAAUCGAUUCCCGUGGACAAGAAGAACAAUAUGCUAUAUCUAUACCGUACCGUAAAGACCUGAAGGUUUCCGUCAACAUGGCGAGAGCCUUAAAGGCUCUCUUUACUUGCGAAGGCCACCGUUUAGAUCAGCAAAAAAACACCUAA